AGCUACCGCACCCAAACACAAUAUAUUGUAAGGCCUGGUGUUAGCAGUGGGUAUUGGCGUCUGAGCGGUUGGAGCUGGGCCAUCGGGGCAGCGGACACCAUUUUCAUAGCUGGGAUCGCGGCCAAAGGGGGCGAGGACAGCAGUGCAUCGCUCGUGCGGUGGCCAUUGCGGGGACCGGGACAGCAGGGUUUACAGCUGGGACAGCGCUUCGAGGCUGGGACAGCAGGGAGGGUUUAGAGUUUUAGUUUGAUAUGUCUGGAACGGAGGAGGACGCAGCUCUGCGCACUAGGUUGGAUGAGGCGCUACGAGCCAUAGAUGAGGCCAAGGCUGAGACGAAGGAGGCCAAGGCUGAGACGGAGGAGCUUAGGGCAGCACAGCGGCGGUCGGCGGGUGCACCUGCCAGCACCAGCCCAGGAGGCGACGGUCUGGUUGCUCCUGGGGGGGCUUCAUCUGCACCGGUGAGACCAACGUGGCCAGGCGGGGUGAGUCAUGAUGGCGGUACUGGGGUGCCGGGUUUGCCUUUGGGAGGUAUUGUCUGAACUCCUGUGCCUAGAACCCGUCAAAUUGCACCGCCGACACCUUUCUCAGUUGACGGAGACGCUUUCUGGCCUACGUGGACAACCAUAUUCUCCAGCACACAAUCUCCGGCAGUGCUGAGGUUCCCGUUGUCAGUUGUCAGGAUGAAGGAUACUUGACUCGCCAGUGUGGUCGUUCCUACACCCCGGUUUGUACUUCAUGUCCGGCCUUUGGGCACAACGCGUGGAGACAAUGGCACGGGAAGAGCCACGAUCGAAGCUGCGUAAGAGCAAGUGGUGCAGAAGGCCGGUUGCCGAGAGAAUCACCUUCGAUCUCGUCAUCUGUCGGUCGAUCUACAGUCACAUCAGUCUCAGUUUUGUUGAACGCCCCUCGCCUGGUAUUGUAUAGCGUUGUC
This is a messenger RNA of Ectocarpus sp. CCAP 1310/34, 931 nucleotides long. Lineage: Eukaryota; Phaeophyceae; Ectocarpales; Ectocarpaceae. The record is from the annotation of a GenBank genome assembly.